CACGAUGAUUCUGUAAUUACAACAACAACUACGCGGUCUAGCCUGGUCUAUUGAUCAUAUUACAGACUUCCUUUGACCAACAGUACAAAAAAGAUGCCUCCCUCGCCGAGGCCCCCGACUCCCACCACGGGAGUGAUCCUCGUUGGCACAGGCCGUGCAGCCUCUUCCAAUGCUUGCUUUGCGAAUUGGGCAACGAGAUUGUCUACCACGUCCUCUGGUCCUCGAGAUGUUCAUAUUAAUGCAGUGCAAGCUCUUGAUCAACAAGAUUCUCUCCACCAACGACAUCCUCAACAUGCAUAUGCACCACCGUUCCAGUUGUCAAACAACUGCGUUGUCGUUGGAGCAGGACGAGGCCUUUUCCAUGCCUCCUCUUCCCGCCACAUGAUGAAGUCUAUGUGGCAAGUGCAUCCGAAGCAUCGCAUUCACGGUUGGUUCAAUGCUCCUGCUGGAGCCUCGAAGUUCAAGUGGCAUUGGCAAUUGCCUUAUCAGAGGUUGUGGCCAGAAAGCUUGUACCACUCUCCUGAAGUCUCAAAAGUAACCAACAAGCCGAUAGACUGGUACAACGAUGAACCGCAAUCUGGGUACGAAUUUCGGGACGUGUUGGGACCAUAUACGUUGGAAUUGACAAAUAUACCAAUGGGUGUAACGCCAGAGACCAUGCAAGAAAGACUAAGACGGUUUUUCUCGAAGUUUGGACACAUAAAGCACUGUCGAGUUUUGCCGCACUCGCAUGAUCCGUACUUCGUUCUAUACUUCUACUUGUUGCUGUCUUGUACUUUAAGUACUCGACCACGAGGAAGACCUUCAUAUUUAUUACGACUCGUUCCCUCCUACGACUUUUAUCUAACCUAUCUCCAUUAUUACGACUCGUUGCCACCAACCAAAGAAAUAAGAGGAAAGAUACUAGAUGGUUGUAUCAUGAAACACAUCAAGGUACCAAUGUUGCGGCACGGGUUAUGUCACUUUUGAGAAUUCACGCGCAGUGUGGGACGCCAUUCAUGCACCUCUGAAAUUACCGAUCUCCCAUCAUUCUCGGGUAGUGCACAUGCGCUCACUGGAUAAUGAUAAGCGCAGCGAUCCCAUAUGGAUCAAAAAGCAAGAGCAUUUCAAUACACAGCUCAUCAGCCUCGCGGAGCAAUUGUAUCGAAUUUUGCAUUUUAGAGAGCAACAUCAUGGUGAGGCGGCGAUGACAUCAGGAACAAGUUUGACGUCGAGUUCGACUUCGGCUUUUUCACCAAGAAGCACGUUGAGUGGGGCAAGAGCUAAAACCAGUUUGGGGACAAAGGUAUCAAGUUGGUGGAGCACUGGGGUUACAGAAGCACAAGCAGGACCUAAUCAUGUACUAUCAAGAAAGGAUCAACAAAACCCUGCUUCUCCCUUGCCUAUGGCCCUCGAUAACAUCGCUUUGGAGCUGCAGCUAUUAGAGCGUUCUCGAUUUCGGGAGGGCGCUGACUUCGAUCUAAAGAACCAGGGUUGGCUUAGUCGAAAACAGCAUCGGGAUGCUGUAAUGUCCACUUGUGAUGGAGCCGUAACUUCUGCGCAGCGACAUGAAGCGGACGUGCACACGUUGGAAAGUACGAGUACUGGUAUAGCGGAAGAGGCUGUUCUGUUAUGAAUGAUGUCUGUGGUGUUUUAGUUCAAGAAUUGAACUUGUUGAAAAACAAGUCAUGCCUAAUAGUACAGCUAGUAGUACUGUUGCUAAAAAAAGUUUUUUUCGAUUAGCCUCUAAUCUCCUCUCGUUUCGACGGUAGCUGGGAAAGAUUCCUGACGUUCAAGGAAUUCUCGGAGAUUUUCUUGAUUUUUCAAGCUGAUGUAGACGGCCCUCCGAUUGGAGAGGGGGUCGAACAUGAAGCAGGAUUCGCUUUUCAACGUCGUUGUUUGACGAAAGACGAUAUUGAAGAGUUGUUUCGAGACGAGGAUGCUCAGGAACAACCAAGCCCUUGCGACAUAAAUGCGGACGGCGCAGAGACCUUUUUUGCAGAUUGCAACAUGAAGAUCUCAACAUCUCAGGGCGAAGAAGAAGGAGGUUAUUCCGAGCCUAAUGAAUACAACCAAGCAAAUAAGAUCGAACAACCGAAAAAUCCACCGUCUCGAUCAUAUUACAGUCCACCUACUUCUUCACCGCAGCACCCCCAAAAAGGCCAAUGGUAUGUUUCUCCUCGGAUGCUCUCUGAAGAAGCACUCCAUUCCGCUCUGAAGCGUGCUACCGCAAGUCUUCACGGCAAACUUGAGGAGGAACUGAGUACCUACUGGCGGAAGGGGCGCAUUGAACUGCCGGAUCACACGAAGAAGAUCAAUGAGAUUUGGUACCACAAACCAGUGCUUCCAUGGCGGUUGCAACAGCAGUCAUGGCCGACCAACCUGGGUGCACCGUUCUACGAGAAAGCGAUCGUGAUGCAUAUGAAAAAAAAUAAGAGGAAUGAGAAGAGACAGGUACUUACAGUACUUGUCACCUACAACGACUUCGAGUUGGUUAGAUCUACUUCAUCUUGUGAACCACGUGAAGCAAGAAGGUUUUGAUUUGCCUGGAGCCUCCUGACGCUUUUUACGCUUCCUCAGCUAUAGCAGCUUGAUGAACUGAUACUUCUGAUUAAUUUUGUAUGGUUUUUUAGCAAGACGAAUCUCAAGAAUCUCUUUCGUUUUCACUACCUCAUGUUGAUCUCGAUGUUUCCCUUUUCACGAUCGUCGAUCUUCCAACCACUUCCUCAGCUCAAGCGCGCCCCUCGCUUAGCAGCGAAAGCAGAGGAAAAACGACAACUAGAGGACAAACGACAAGCCGAAAGAGAUGCAUGGAACCAGAAUCAUAAGGAAAAACGCAUCCAACAAUUGCGCAUGUCAUCAUUUUCAAAAAAGAAAGGUCUAUUAGCUAACACGUCAGAGCACAAGUCGUUGACAAAGGAGGACAAGCAGGUGUUGCACUUAUUGGAGAAGGGAAAGGUUGCAGAUCGACAAGUAUUCACAGCAGAGCAGUCGAGGAUGAUUGGAUGGUGAAAAGGUCAUGUUAAAAGCAGAAGAAUCCACUUCUUGAGCCGGUUCCUGUAUAAUCAGCUAGCUCUCCUCCGCUUCUUCGGUGUAGGAACCAGACUCGAUGCAAGAAUGGGUUCGAGUCGGCAUGAUCAACAUUUAUCAGAGAUGAUCGUUAGCUCUGCUCUUCUUGCUCUUCGUUUUUCUCAUCGGCUCAUCUGUUUUCAUACUCGGAUCACAUUUUUCAGACAUCAGCAUUUUCUUAAUAUGGUACAAAAACAUAGGACAAAUCGACAUUUUCAGAUGUUUCCUAUAAUUGACGAUUCGACAACAUCCACUUAGGGGACAACAUCCACUUACUUAGGGGACAACAUCCACUUAGGUGAGAAAAAAGUUCACACCAGACGAUUCACUACUACAACUACACAGAAACCUUUAUAGUUUUUUGUGUGACAGAACAGUUUUUGAGCAAUUAUUUUUUCAAGAUGAAAAAAAAUGUUGAAACUGAUUCCGAUAUCGCUGGUCGCGAUGUUGGUGUUCUUCAGACUGCAAUGUUGAUGAACGCGAAUAUUUUACAACAAUCACUGAUCAUCAUGGUACUUCUCCUGCAGAUCCCGAUCUGAGGUUCAUCAUCUGGAUAUGGAAGCAAGACUCGUCAUGAGUUCGGAGACAAUAUCUGUG
Messenger RNA from Amoebophrya sp. A25, 3645 nucleotides. The record is from the annotation of a GenBank genome assembly. NCBI's taxonomy places the organism in Eukaryota, Dinophyceae, Syndiniales, Amoebophryaceae.